Molecule: messenger RNA, 1861 nt
Organism: Hemibagrus wyckioides
Lineage: Eukaryota; Metazoa; Chordata; Actinopteri; Siluriformes; Bagridae
Gene: stom
Product: stomatin
Exons: 7
Coding region: 101-955 (284 amino acids)
Cellular component (GO): plasma membrane
Source: RefSeq, a predicted model, not a curated record
CGGCUCACUCCUUUGUAUUACGUUUUGCUACGUGAUCCUCAGGGAGCGCGGGACGGGACUGUUGUUUUGGUUGUACAUCGUCGUUAACGGUAUUUCAAGCAUGGAGGACAGUACGGAAUCGUACAAAGUGAAAGGAGAGAGGACGAGAGACAAACAAGCAGUUUUCGAGAGCUCAGACAGUGACAUGGGACUCUGCGGCUGGUUCCUGGUGCUGUUCUCCAUCCUCCUGACCAUCCUCACUCUGCCCAUCUCCAUAUGGAUGUGCAUUAAGAUAGUCAAGGAGUACGAACGAGCCAUAAUCUUUCGCCUCGGCCGUAUUUUGCGAGGAGGAGCCAAAGGACCAGGUCUUUUCUUUAUACUGCCCUGUACUGACAGCUUCGUUAACGUGGACAUGCGCACCAUUACGUUCGACAUCCCCCCCCAGGAGGUUCUCACUAAAGACUCUGUGACAGUGAGUGUGGAUGGUGUGGUGUAUUACCGCGUGCAGAACGCCACUCUGGCUGUGGCCAACAUCACCAACGCAGAUGCUGCCACUCGCCUCCUGGCACAGACCACUCUCAGGAACGUCCUGGGCACCAAGAACUUGUCUGAGAUCCUGUCUGACCGUGAAGAGAUUGCCCACAGCAUGCAGUCCACUCUGGAUGAUGCAACUGAUGACUGGGGCAUUAAAGUGGAGCGGGUGGAGAUUAAAGACGUUAAACUGCCCCUACAGCUCCAGAGAGCUAUGGCUGCUGAGGCCGAGGCUACGAGGGAGGCCAGAGCUAAAGUGAUUGCGGCUGAGGGCGAGAUGAACGCGUCUCGAGCGCUGAAGGAAGCCUCUCUGGUCAUCGCCGAGUCUCCGUCUGCGCUGCAGCUGCGCUACCUGCAGACCCUCAACACCAUUGCCGCCGAGAAGAACUCCACCAUCAUCUUCCCGCUGCCGAUCGACAUAAUGCAGUCGUUCAUGAAGCACUGAGCUAUGAACACGUUUUACACACACACACACACACACACACAGAUUUUUGCUGUACUGUAGUGAUGUUUUUAUCACACUGAGUCAGCGCUAAUCUGACAGCAGCAUCAUUGAUAAUGUUUCUGUUAGGGCUGGCGAUACGGUAAAAGAUAUCGUAUCACGAUACAUACAUACAUACGUAUUGUAUAAAUUUAGUUUCACCCUGAAAUAUGUAAGAACUAAACACUUCCCCUCAAAUCAGCUGCUUUCUGAGUUUGUAAUUGUUCUAAAGUCCUAAUGAUAUCACAAAGCCGAGGUGGUUAGUGACUAAACUGAUCACGGGAUCGAUAUUAUAUCCCGUAACGCAGCCCUAACUUCUCCGUGCCUACUCCAUUCUGUGACAGAGCUGCUAUAACAACCAUAUCUACCCUUCUUAAGCCUUAAACAUCAACUCCUCAUAAAGCAACACGAAGUUCAUGUGUAGCGUUUCAUGGUUAACUGAUCUACUUCAAGUUUCCUAAUAUCUACUCAGUAUUUUUCUAACAUAUUUAAGCAUGAAAAUGAUAUUCUAUAUAAAUAUACAUUAUAAGUAGUGAUAAGUAGCUCUAUGCCAAUGCUUUGCCUAUAGUUUAGAUUUUAAUCAGCUUUGCAGUGUGUUUAUUCGCUUUAUUCUUGCGCACCCUACUCUUACGCAUUUGGUCGUUUUUUGGGAUUAGGAAGGAAUACGGCUCAGCUGUUCAGAACGCAUCUCAUACACAUUGCUGCCAUUUUGUAUUCCAUCCCUCUUCCUGUCUCAGAUGUGCCAUAUUCAUUGUCCAGUGUCAUCUUGCUUGUCUUUUUUUCUAAAUUUACACGCACUGAAAGUUUUUUGUAUUGUGUUCUUAAUCUUAAAUGCACAUACAUGUAAUCAUAUCAAAGUCAUUUAUUUCU